Messenger RNA from Rhincodon typus (whale shark), 1911 nucleotides. It is a transcript of the gene rbfa, whose product is annotated as ribosome binding factor A. The coding region runs from base 196 to 1302 and encodes 368 amino acids. Lineage: Eukaryota; Metazoa; Chordata; Chondrichthyes; Orectolobiformes; Rhincodontidae. The record is from RefSeq and is a predicted model, not a curated record. Gene Ontology annotation, biological process: rRNA processing. The transcript has 8 exons.
GCGACACGAGCGCGCAUGCGUAGCACCAAUUUUUCACCGAUGGCGUGGUUGUUGCGCAUGUGUAUCAAAGGAUCCGCCCACCUGAUCCAGACCGUGCAUGAGCGGUAGAGGCAGUGUUCCCUGGUGUAAUAGUGUUUCCAGACAUUGACAGUAUGUGUUUUUGCUAUAACGAGAGUUCCAACUAGAUUCGGCCCGAUGGCAGCAGUUGGAGUGUUGAGCGCACUGCGCAGGUGUGCGGCGCGUGGUGGUUGCUGCAAAUUGCAGGGUCUGAGCCUGAGUGGAGGUCAGUGCAGGCAAGUGCAGAGCACUGGCUGUCUGUAUGCAAAGAAGAACUUACUAAAGAAAUUCCUCUCUAAAUCAAAGAAGAAGUUUUGGUAUGAAAGCCGCACACUGGGAUCUCAAUUGCUUUAUAAGCCCUCCAGUUUGGAGAAUGUAUUGAAACCUCAGCGCAAAUUGCAGAAAGAGCACACGAUCCGAAUGAGAGCGCUCAACAAUAUUCUUUAUAAAGCAAUCACAGAGCUGUUGGACAGUAAUGAAGUCAGCUCAGAAGUAUAUGAGUAUAAAGUUGAGAUAUCCAAAGUAAUGUUGACUGUGGAUUUUUCAGCAUGUCGAGCCUACUGGGUGGCAAGCGGUUCAGUGGAAAAAGAUGUUCGUGUUCAGCGAGUCUUAGAAAAAUGCUCUUCACGUAUAAGGCACCUUCUCAUUUCCCGGCAAGUCAUGGGUAGCGUUCCUCCAUUGGUCUUUGUUAAAGACCAACAGCAAUCAGCGAUAGCUGAGGUUGAAAGAUUGUUAGAAAUUGCUGAUUAUGGCUCUGAAGAAGGGACUAUGGUUAUUGAGCAACUGUGGAACCGAAAGCAUUUUAGACAUGGUCCUCCAGACUCCACUUGGAAGCCUAUUUCUCAAGAAUCUACUUCUGCCUCAUCUGAUCUGCCUUCAUCAUCUCCUGAAAUGGAUCAUUUUGGUAUUGACCAUGACAUGCUGAACAGAAAAAUAUUGGAAUAUAAAAAGAAAAUUAGUGAAAGAUCAUCAGAACCAAAUAAUUUUAUGUUAUUGGCACAGCACCAGGAGCAACUGGAUCACCUUAAAAAACUGAAGCAACUAAAAAAGAAAAAAUCCAAGUAUAAGCUUGAUGAUAUCACACCUGAGAUGUACUUUUUAGAAAAGUACAAUAUGGACUCUGCAACAGCUGACACUUUGUCAGAUGGGGAAGAGCAGCUGAAGGAAAUGGAUGAAGAAAUGAUGGAACUUGAAGCAGAGGAAGAUAAUCCAAAAAGUCACUUAAAAUCUCUUAAAGAUGUAUAAUUAUUGAAAUGUGUAUUUGAGGCAUAGCUUUCUCAAUCUCUGCAGAUGGAGAGUAAAUGCUGAGCUACUGAACUUUGUAUUUAAAAAAAUGUAACUUUUCACUUCCCCUGGGUUUCCUUUUUAUGAAAAGCUAAGUACUGUGAUUUUUCAUGAGGCAAUCAUUUUCUGGUACAAACUAUUGUUGUUUUGAUAACUUUUUUGGUGAUUAAUGAACAAUGAGUAAUGCUGUUGAUUAGUGAUAUGUAUUGAGGUUAGACCUAAAUUUGAUCCAGUAGGUAUAUGAAAGUCAUGUGGCUUGAUGUAGGAAUAUAAAAGAUGCAUCAAACUUGUCCCAAACCUCACAAGGUAGCGUACCAAUCAGUUUGUUUUAAUGUUAUAAUGUUCCUGUUCACCAGAAAAGAUGAGUCCAUGAGUUCAGCCAUCAGUGGAGAAGAUGUUGAGGAACACCAAGAUUUGGUUAUCAUUUAAUUCAUCUGCACAGCCACUUAGAAUUUCUUUUCCACUGGUGUUCUUUUUUGUGUUUGUUAUUGCUGAAAAUGGUAGUUGAAAUAACCAUUUUUAUUGAUACUUGUUUUUAAAAACUAUAAAUGUUUCAAAUUUGGAUUCUAA